Aspergillus neoniger CBS 115656 is the source of this 613-nucleotide messenger RNA. RefSeq lists its product as uncharacterized. The coding region runs from base 120 to 446 and encodes 108 amino acids. The record is from RefSeq and is a predicted model, not a curated record. Lineage: Eukaryota; Fungi; Ascomycota; Eurotiomycetes; Eurotiales; Aspergillaceae. The transcript has a single exon.
AGCACCACCCCGGGGAAUUUGGCCUUUGGCUCCAAUUUGACACCCGUUGGGCCACUGCCUUUUCUUCCCUCAUUUGGCUGAUUGACGGGUUGCAGCAUAUUUGCUCAGUGUGUCUGUGCAUGGUGUGUAAGUCCGUCCUUUUUCCUGGUGGCCCUCGCGUCGCGAUGGUGACAUGUAUCGCUUGGAUGUUUGUGGAAGCGAGGGCGGGUCAUGGUUUCUUUCCCCUCUAUUUCUUAGCCGCCUUGUUCUUUUCUUACUUAUCGUGGUGUUCAUUCUUGGAGGCGCCAGGGAUGGGGUCAAUUGUGGGAGAACGUUCAGUCAAAACUGUUCCUAGUCUGAGCAUUGCCAGGACCGUUUCAGCGGGCGUUUCUAGUUUCAGAAAGUCUACUGGAGAAGACACCAAGUGGCCGAACUCUGAGCAGCUGAUGUCGCACCAAACAGUUUGACCCCGGAUCUCGUCGCAAGGCAGACGGAAUCAGUAGAUUGAUCAUCCAUGGUAGCUGCUUCUGGCUAUCUCAUCUGUAUGACUACCAUUUCCUGGAUGCUUUGAUUCCUGACUGGAACCUACUUCCCCUCAGUGCGGAGGCCAGCCAAACUAUCUUACAUGCGUGUC